AGCAAAUUAAAAUAUAUCCAGGAAAUCAGCAGUCAUGCUAUCCUAGUUCUUUGUGAAACAUGAUUUGCAUGGCUCAUUUUUCCGUGAAUGCAACACCUACUCACAUUAUUUGGUUCUAAUACACUGGAUGUAGGCGAGAGUAGCAUUCAACUCCUUUUAAAAAAUGAUACCUUAGCGUCUACAAUGGACCAAAACGCUUCGGUAAACUGUACUAACUCCUCACAUGGACACGCGGUGGAGCGGUACAUGUACCCAACGGCUUACUCGCUGUUCUUCAUCAUUGGAUUUCCAGCAAACUGUCUGUCCCUGUAUGUGGCUUGGGUUCUGAUGAGGAAAGGCAAUAAUUUGGCAGUUUAUCUGAUUAAUUUGUCAGUCGGAGAUCUGCUGUAUAUCCUCACUCUUCCCGUUUGGAUCGUGAUGGCACUCGGAUAUGAGCUGAACGACAGUCUGUGCAGCGUUAUAGCAGUUGUCAUGUUCAACAGCUUCUAUGUGGGUUCAGGCUUUCUGUGCUGCAUCUCAGUGGACCGAUAUUUAGCCAUCGUGUUUCCGCUGUAUUUCGCACGUGUGCGAGAAGUCAGAACUGCAGUAUUGGUGAGCGCCAUUGUAUGGCUGGUGGAGAUCGUGCUUCAUGUGGAUCUUCUAACCUACACGAAGGCGAUCAGUACAUUUUCUGCCAGUCGUCUGUGCGAGGAACCAAUGAUAAUGAGCGCCGCUGCUGCAAACAUGGCCAUCACACGCGCGUCCCUGGGAUUUCUGGUUCCUGUGCUCAUUAUGAGCUUCUGCUUCGAGGAGAUCAUCAGGGCGCUGAAGAAGAGCACCUCUACUGUGGUCAGCGAACGGAGGAAGAUUUCCCGCCUUCUCUUCUCUCUUCUUUUCACCUACUUGUUGGCUUUUACGCCCUUCCAGGUGGUGAUGUUCAUCAGAGGACUGCUGGAGCCCGGAAACUGCAGCGUCGCACACAAUCUCAGAGACUAUUACAUGGUGUUUGUGGCUACGACUACAAUAAACAGCGUUUUAGACCCCAUCCUUUAUUGUCUCAUAAGUGACAGUGCCAAAACUGAAAUGAAACGGCUUUUUAAGCUCUGUGAGGAACAAUUCAGUAAGAUGUAUUCAUCUGUGGUGAAACCCUGAGACUCCGAAUAUACUGUAUAUUAAUUUCUUGACAGACUCUUAAGAUCUUAGAGGAAUAGUUCACCCAAGGUAAUCAAACAGUGGGUGCUUACCAUUGACGUCCAUAGU
Molecule: messenger RNA, 1239 nt
Organism: Carassius auratus (goldfish)
Lineage: Eukaryota; Metazoa; Chordata; Actinopteri; Cypriniformes; Cyprinidae
Product: ovarian cancer G-protein coupled receptor 1-like
Exons: 1
Coding region: 88-1131 (347 amino acids)
Biological process (GO): G protein-coupled receptor signaling pathway
Cellular component (GO): membrane
Molecular function (GO): G protein-coupled receptor activity
Source: RefSeq, a predicted model, not a curated record